Brettanomyces nanus is the source of this 1089-nucleotide messenger RNA. RefSeq lists its product as uncharacterized. The record is from RefSeq and is a predicted model, not a curated record. Bases 1 to 1089 code for a protein of 362 amino acids. Gene Ontology annotation, molecular function: GTPase activity. Lineage: Eukaryota; Fungi; Ascomycota; Pichiomycetes; Pichiales; Pichiaceae. The transcript has a single exon. Gene Ontology annotation, cellular component: cytoplasm.
AUGGCUCCAUACGGUCAGGUUGUUAUUGGUCCUCCAGGUGCAGGCAAAUCUACCUAUUGUCUUGGAAUGAAUCACUUCCUCAACGCUAUUGGUAGGCACUCUGUGAUUGUGAACUUAGAUCCCGCUAAUGAUCGUCUACCUUACGAUGUAUCUGUCGAUAUCAGAGAUUUUAUUACAUUGGAAGAAAUUAUGGACGACGAAAAUUUGAAACUUGGACCCAACGGUGGUCUCAUGUAUUGUAUGGAAGUGUUUGAAAAGAGUAUUGACUACUUCAUCAAGAAGAUUCGUUCUCUUACUAAAAUUAGUGUCGAUGGCGAUUCGGCUUACAUUCUCUUUGACUGUCCUGGACAAACAGAAUUGUACACCAAUAAUCCAGUUUUCUCCAGGAUCUUACGGAAGCUUGUUAAAGACUUGGACUUUCGAUUAUGCAUCGUUUCCUUGGUCGACUCUAUUAAUCUUACGGUACCUUCACAAUGGAUUUCAUCUUUACUACUUACACUUCGAUCAAUGCUUCAACUGGAUUUACCCCAAGUAAAUGUGGUUUCAAAGAUCGAUCUCAUCAAAAACUACGUCGAUAGCGAUAAACUGGAUAAGAUAGAAAAGAAAAAACACAUGCAAAUCGAUCAAGAUGUCAGCGAUGAAUAUGUUCAAGGAGGUCUUCCUUUCAAGUUGCAGUAUUAUACAGAAGUUCAGGAUCUUGAAAAGCUCAUACCCUAUAUGAAGCACGAAAACAACCAAUUACAUCACGCCUACUUCAAUCAGAAGUAUGAGAAACUAUCUGAAGCUAUCGCCGAUCUUGUCGAGGACUUCGGCUUGCUUCAAUUCACCGUACUCGCCAUAGAGGAUAAAAUGUCGAUGAUUAGUCUAUUAUCAUUGAUAGACAAAGCUAACGGUUAUUGCUUCGGUACAAAUGAAAUCGGCGGAGACUCUGUGUGGACAGAUCUACUUCGUCAAUCUUCUAUGGGCUUUUCAGACGACAUUGAUAUACAAGAAAGAUGGAUAGAUGACAAAGAAACAUACGAUAAGGAAGCAGAAGAAAACAUGCAACAAGCAAUGGCAAACAAAGACAGAGGUAAUGCAGAAAAUUAG